AAUGAGCGACUCGGGCCGGGCGCGGGUAGCUGGGCGGACACGCUGCUCCCUCGCCGCAGCUCCCGCCCCAGCCCGGUGUAGUGCGGGGCUCCCACCGCAGUGCCCCGGCCGAACCCCAGCCGCGUUCCCUGCAUCGCCUCGCUACCAAUCCCGCGUGAACCGCAGAUACGCGAGGCCCGGGACUUUUAACUUGGGGGGGUCCCGACGCCUCCGAGGCUGGGACAAGAGUGUAAAAGAAAAUGCACUUGGCUGCAUAAGCAACCUACCUGCUAUCAAUCAGUUAUUUACUGGUCUGAAUGGGAAAGGGUUUCCCCAAUUGGACGGUAGAAAAGAUGUUUGAUAUCAAAGCGUGGGCUGAAUAUGUUGUGGAAUGGGCUGCAAAGGACCCAUAUGGCUUUCUCACCACUGUGAUCUUGGCCCUUACACCAUUGUUCCUAGCAAGUGCAGUGCUAUCAUGGAAACUGGCAAAAAUGAUUGAAGCCAGGGAACGAGAGCAAAAGAAGAAACAGAAACGCCAGGAAAAUAUUGCAAAAGCCAAACGAACAAAGAGGGAUUAAGUGAGGCAAAAUGCCAUCCUUUUGCAAAAAAGAGCUUUUGUUGAAGCAUUCUUGUACACCUGUAUCUUUGUGUGGUGUUGUUUUCGUCCAACAAUCUUCUUGAACUGACAUUUCAACCCCUGAAAUUAUUCAUGUUCUGCUUAAACAGUUUGUGUUGAUAUCUCGG
Messenger RNA from Gopherus flavomarginatus (Mexican gopher tortoise), 723 nucleotides. RefSeq names its product small integral membrane protein 15 (gene SMIM15). Bases 297 to 557 code for a protein of 86 amino acids. The record is from RefSeq and is a predicted model, not a curated record. Lineage: Eukaryota; Metazoa; Chordata; Testudines; Testudinidae. The transcript is spliced from 2 exons.